Vavraia culicis subsp. floridensis is the source of this 713-nucleotide messenger RNA. RefSeq lists its product as uncharacterized. The record is from RefSeq and is a predicted model, not a curated record. The transcript has a single exon. NCBI's taxonomy places the organism in Eukaryota, Fungi, Microsporidia, Pleistophoridae. The coding region runs from base 1 to 645 and encodes 214 amino acids.
AUGUCCGAUCAAAUUCAAAACACCUUAGAAUCAACACUACCAGCCCUUAAGCAUCUUCUCGACACCCACAAACUCACCAAACAACAAGUCUCCAAGAUCAUGGAGAGGCGCAAGCUCAUGCUACAUCGUCCAUUUACGAAGGAUAAUGCGUUGAGAUUUCUUGAAUAUGAAAGCAAGCUUGAUAUGUAUCUGAAGCAUAAGGACAGCUACAACACAUUUUUAGAUGUUUUGUACAAACGGGUGAUCUGUAAGUUUAGAGAUGAGGCUGUGUUUACGAUGUUUGUUAAGCAUUUGAUUGGUGAACGAAUAGUUUGUGAUGAUGAGGGAGAUAAGAAAAACAACCGCAGUUUCGAUGUUAACAGGGCACGGUACGUUGAUAAAUACUCUCUAAACACUUUAAAAACGUUUUGUCUUACCUAUCUUAAGAGGAAUAGAACGCAGUAUUUAACAUUAUUGAUGGCGAACACAUUUUAUAAAAUAGGUGAUGUGAAUACGGGCAGAAAACUGUUCGUGGAUGCCAUGCGAUUGAGCACUGAUAAGAGCAUCACCAAAAUGAUGAUGGAAUGUGAGCAGGCAUGUCACAGCACGUAUCAAACAACGAGUAGCAAAGAGAUAAUUGAGGCAUUGAGGAAAGAAUUGGAAUAGAGACCUAUAAACAGGUCAUUAAACAGUUUGUUGGUGCAGAAACGUCCAAAUAAACUUGAUUGUUCACA